Rhinocladiella mackenziei CBS 650.93 is the source of this 2364-nucleotide messenger RNA. RefSeq lists its product as uncharacterized. Bases 1 to 2364 code for a protein of 787 amino acids. The transcript has a single exon. The record is from RefSeq and is a predicted model, not a curated record. Lineage: Eukaryota; Fungi; Ascomycota; Eurotiomycetes; Chaetothyriales; Herpotrichiellaceae.
AUGAUUCCAAAUGGCCACGUCUCUGAAUUUGAGACCGAACAAGAAUCCAUUACCGUGUACAAUGCCAAAUCCGUAUCGGAAAUUCGAGCUGCUCUGACAGAGCUUCACGAAAAGGAAGCGACAGUGACCUCUCAACUCGAUGCCUUGGUCAGCGCACAAAAAGAUCUUCAGCGUGAACUGGGUCGACUUGACCUGUUUCGUAUAAAUGCCACUGCCCAAGCCUCCAAAGUUAGAGCCGUCAGCAAUGGCAUGCUUUCCGACGCCGCCUCGAAUGCGAAGCGCAUCUCAAAUUCGGUCAAGAAGCUUGACCUCGAGCAGGAAAGGGUCAAAGCCACGCUCACUGUCGUCGAACAGGUUGGCGAGUUGAAGGCCUGCGUCUUAGGCGUCUCAGGCUCCAUGGGUGCGGCUCAAGAUUGGGAAACUGCUGCUAGUUAUCUGAGCAGGGCUUCGAAAAUCCCCGGCGAAGUCGUCAAUGGGUCCUUUGCCGCACGAGUGGUGCCGACGGCUGAAGUCCCAGACACCCCAGCUGUCACCCUGGAAACCGCCUCAGAAUCUUUGUGUAAUUUGUUCCUCCGGGAAUUCGACAAGGCGGUCAAGGAGAAUGACGGUGCCCGCAUCACGCGAUUCUUCAAAUUGUUCCCGCUCAUCAAUCGAUCUGACGUGGGUCUGGAUGUAUACGGCCGCUAUGUCUGCCAGGGAGUGGCUACUCGAGCUCGAAGCAGCCUCAAUGCCGGUACCGGAGGAAAUCAAAGCAAGGAUGGAUUCUUUUAUGCGAAUGCCCUGACCCGAUUGUUCGAGCAUAUUGCACAGAUCAUCGACGGCCAUGGUGGACUGGUCGAACGACACUACGGACCCGGCAAGCUGGCUCGAGUCAUCGAGCGGCUUCAAGUCGAAGCUGAUCUUCAAGGGGGGAUCAUUCUUGACACAUGGAGUGAUGAAAGGAGGAUCGAUCGCCAGCUCACCGACAUCAAAUCAUACGCCUUCACAUUCCUGGUUCAAAGCUUCAUGCCCGCACAGCGGGGAUCUACCGGCACACCUCGUACCAAUUCUCCUGCACCAGGUCGUGGCAGCGAGGACGAGUCAGUCGACAUGAGACAAGUAGAUGCUUUACUCAACGAGAUGGCCCUCAUGCUAGGCAAAUGGUCCCUCUACACCAGAUUCAUAUCCGACAAAUGCCGUGAUCCCAACAGCGCCAACGGUUCUCUCCACAUGCCACCUUUCCUCCUCAACUCGAGCUUGAUGAGAAAGGUUCACGACAAACUCCUCUCACCAUUCAACACCAUGACAACAUUCUUCUUCCGCCGCUCCGUCGAAAAGGCUUUCCAACUGGAUGAACAGCCACCUGACCUAUCUCUGAACCCACAUAAGCCGCUUAACUCUAAUCCUCCGCAUGUCACCUCCGCCAUCGAAGAUAUCAUGUACAUUGUCAACAAAGUCCUCCAGCAAUCACUGGCUACUUCACAGAAGCUGGUCGUCUCCAACGUGGUCCCAACCCUCGGUCGAGUGCUCGGCUCCGAUUUCAUCGGCAUGGAACAACGCAAGAUGCGCGACGAAAGCUAUCCCAAAGCCGCGAUCCAAGGACAACUCCCCCCCGAAGCGACCAUCGUGGCCUUUCUCGUCCUCAUCAACAACCUCGACGUAGCCAAAGACUACGUCGAUCAAAUCGUCCGUGCCCGUCUAGAGAUCACCCCGGGCUCUCCCCAUCAACCGCUCGAAGACCUGUUUCCGGAAGAGGGCGAAGCGGAAGCGAUCGCCGCAACAUUGAUCUCAUUUUCGACCAUCUUCUCAGAUAAAGCCAACGAACUCGUCUCCGACGGCAUCAACGUCGUCUUCCACAAUGUGAUGAAGCCCCGCUUGCGCCCCAUCCUAAUGGACGCCUUCCGCGACACCGACUACCAACUUAGCCGAGAACAGCUCCAAGAGCUCGCAGCCGAAAUGGACGGCAAUGCCGCAACGGACGGCUUCUCCGACGAAGUGCGCAUGCGCUUCCAGCUCGGUUGGGACGCUCUGACCAAACCCAUCGGACGCAUCAUGACAGAGCGAACCUUUGAUCAGCUUCUGGCCAUUGUCGUCACGUACCUGAGCAAAAUGAUCGAGAAGCGCCUGUGGACGUAUCACGGACGAGUCAACGACGUUGGCGCGGCGAGGCUGGAGCACGACGUCAACGAAAUCGUCAAGGUGGUGGUCAAGGGCCAGAAGUAUAGUUUUCGAGAGGCGUUUUUGCGAUGUAGCCAGAUUUGCAUGAUUAUGAAUAUGGAUGAAGAAGAGUGGGAGGAGUCGAUCAAUUCUGGGAGCGAGUUUGCGGACAAGCUGAGGCCGGAAGAACGUGUUAGAGCCAGAAAUAUGGUGAAAGAAUAUGCUUGA